AUGUUAUUGUCGAAUCUUCGAUGGUUAUUUUUAUUCUUUAUACUUGGACAAUUUAAUAGACAAUAUGUAGAAGCGACUUGGCCCUUAUUAAACUCUUCUACCAUACAACUUUUAGGCCUUUUUCAAGAUGCAGCGAAUGCAUCUGAAUCUCUCGAAUUCUCUAUUCAUGCUGAGGCUAUGUUUAAAGCAGCAGUCAUACUUUCUCAACAAUAUAAUAUAACAAUUGAAGGAAAAUUCAUAGAAUGGUAUGUUGCACAAACUAAUGGCACAGCUGUAGAUGCUAUAAGUAGGACAUGUCAAGCAAUAUCUACUUAUAACAUUAUUGGUAUUGAGGGCCCAGUAUUGUCAGGAGAAACUCCUAUUAUUGCUGGACUAGGAGAAAGAAUUGGUAUUCCUGUUAUAUCCUAUGCUGCAACAGAUCCUGAUUUAUCUGAUCGACAUGCUUAUCCUGCUUUUUAUCGUACAGUUCCUUCAGAUAAUAUAGCUUCAAUAGCAAUUGUUAAAUUAUUUAUUCGAUUUAAUUGGACUUCAUGCAUAAUUAUACAUCAAAAUGAUGCAUAUGGAUCUGGUGGUGCAAAAGCACUCACUGAAGCAUUUAUUAAUAAUAAUUUAGUGGUUGCAGAUAUGUUAGUAUUUGAUGUAGCAACACGUCGUAUGCGAGAUAAUUUGAAAAAUAUUUUAACUAGUAGUUCAACACGACUUGUUGUAUUAUGGGCUGGAUCAACUUAUACAUCUUUAAUUUUACGAAAUGCACUUGAAUCUGAUGUACUUGGUCCACACUUUACAUGGAUAUUAAGUUCAACUAUUUCAUUAAAUUCUUUUAAUGAAACAUUUCAUCAAAAAUUAAUUGGAAUGCUUUCUGUUGAACCUAUAAUAGCAAAUGUUGUUCGUGCACCAAUUAAUACAACAUUAUUAAAUGCAGCCUAUAAUAUUUGGAAACAGUAUGAACCUGAAACAUUUCCUGAUUCAACAAAAGUAGAUUAUUAUGCAUUAUUUGAAUUUGAUGCAACUUGGUUAUUGAUUCAAGCAUUACAAAGAUUAUGUUCAAAAGUUACUAAUAAUUCUUUUUCAUGUUUAUCAUUUAUCAAUUCUUCAUCUUGUUUUGAUCGUUAUUUUCAAAAUUCUAAUUCAUUUUUUGAUACAAUUAAUCAUAUGAGAUUUCUUGGUGUUUCUGGUCCUAUACAAUUUAAUAUUAAUACAACAGAUCGAAUAAAUGGUAGUUAUUAUUUUGUACAAAAUAUUCAGUCUUCUUCAAAUAGAUUAAAUUUUAUACCAGUAUUGAAAUAUUCUGAGCAGGAUCAUUGGCAAGAAUAUUCAGAAGUAAAUAAAAUUAUUUGGCCAGGUAAUUCAUCGAUACUUCCUACUGGUAGAGCAAAACUUGACGGUGUUAAAUUACAUAUUGGUGUGAUUGAAUCAGUUCCAUUUACGAUGAUUAGUACUAUAAGAAAUGAAUUUGGACAGAAUACUACAAAGUUAAUUGGUUAUGUACCUGAUCUUAUUGAGCUUUUACAAAAUAAGAUGAAAUUCAUUCCAAAUAUUGGAUUAAUAUCAUCGAAUCAAACUUAUGCCUCAUUAGUGCAGUUAAUAGAAGAUCAUGUUUAUGAUAUAAUAAUAGGUGAUGUGACAAUUACUACUACAAGAAGAGGAAAGAUUGAUUUUUCAAAUUCUAUAUUUAAUAAUUCUUUACAUAUUAUUAUGCGAAAAACUUCCGAUAUUAAUUUUGAUCUCUUUGCAUUCAUGAAACCGUUAUCAUUUAAGCUUUGGUUAUUAAUCUUGGGUGUUAUUAUUUUUGCUAGUAUUUUAUUCUGUUUAUUCGAAAGAGAGAAUAUUGAUCCUUACAAAGAAAAAUCAAUAAUUUAUUUAUGUGCAAUGAGUAUUUGGUAUGUUUUUGGUAAUCUUGUAGGAUAUGGUGUUGAUUCUUUUCAUACUGAAACACCCGGUGGACGUUUGUUAACUGCUGGUUUAUAUAUCUUAUGUUUGGUAUUAGUUGCAUCAUAUACUGCAAACUUAGCAUCUGAGCUAACAAUAUCAAAAACAAAGAAUGUUAUUUCUGGAAUCAAUGAUAUUAAAAAUGGAAAAAUACUAUCCAAUCGUAUUGGUAUUCUUGUAGGUACAGCUAGUGAAGACUAUUAUUUAAGAGAAAUCUCUGGAGGUAAUCGAAAUUAUUAUCCAUUAAAGUCUCGACAAGAAAUGUAUAAUAGUUUAUUAAAUAAUAUAAUUGAUGUCUCUUUUCAUGAUGCGGGUGUUGCAGAAUAUGUAACUAAUAAUAUAUAUUGUGAUUUAACAUUGAUUGGUGAAGGUUUUGAUCAAGGUGCAUUUGGUAUUCUUAUACCUAAACAAUGGUUAUAUGACCAAGACUUAGAUGUUAAUAUAUUAUCACUAAAAGAAUUAGGUAAUCUUGAUACUUUGAGAAGAAAAUGGUUUCAAGUAAAGAAAUGUUCUGAUUCAUCGGAGACACCUAGGGCAAUUGAAAUUGAAUCAUUGAGUGGAUUAUUCAUAGUGUUCGGAGUGAUUUGUGUUCUAUCAUUAUUAUUAUUUGCAUGGAAGAAACGACAUCACUUAUGCAGAAAUGCUAAACAACCUCAAGAUGAUAUGCUACUGUUGUCAAUACACACGCAAUAA
Rotaria sp. Silwood1 is the source of this 2622-nucleotide messenger RNA. The record is from the annotation of a GenBank genome assembly. Lineage: Eukaryota; Metazoa; Rotifera; Eurotatoria; Philodinida; Philodinidae.